AUCGGCAUAUAGCUAUAAAUAAGGAAGUCAAUGUGGACUAACGGUUAGUGCUUUGGACUGGUAUUGGCACCCUGUUCAGGGACAACGUGUCACCAUUCUUAUUCGUUUGUGUUACAGAAAAUCGGAGUUAAGCACCAGCCUUAUGUGCCCUAUGAAGGCGCGAUAAGAUUCAUUUACUUACGUACUAUAAAUAAGGUUAAGGCUUUUUUGCUAAAACCCUUUUUAAUCUUGAUAAAUUAAUAGCUAAUCCCAACGUACUUCCUUUCAGAAAUGCAUUCAAAGGAAAUGGACCAAUCAUUUAUUAGUAAGCUUUUUUGGUGAUCGCUCUAUCAAGCAGCUUUUGGAGGAAUAUCCGGCCUGACGUAACAUCUGUUGUAUUUCUUUGAUAUUAGGUUAUUGUAUAAACAGCAGUUGAAGUCCGAAGGUCGAUCAUUAAAACUCUCCGAUUCCACAUGUACACUCUUAUCUAAACGAAAGGGAACAAUAAACUAGUGAAGCCGGAUGGAAGACAUAAACUGGUCAAUCAAGUUUUUAAUAUUUUCUGCCAUCGUAUUGAUAUGUGAGGUAUCAGAACUACACCGGGUUCAAGUGGACUACAAAUAUCACCGCUACGAUGACAUGACUACUUUAUUAAUGAAAAUGACCAAAACAUUUCCAAAGAUGGCCAAGCUUUAUUCUAUUGGACGUUCGGUCGAAGGACGAGAAUUAUGGGUUAUACUUUUGUCGUCGACUCCUAAUGAGAGACCUCUGUUGAAGCCCAAUGUCAAGUAUAUUGCCAAUAUGCACGCGGAUGAGUCAGUUGGAAGAGAACUCUUGAUACAUCUAGCUGGUUAUCUUCUCAACAACUAUGAUAGUGAUUACUACGCCCGUUGGUUGUUGGAUAACACCCAGAUUCACAUCAUGCCAUCUAUGAAUCCCGAUGGAUUUGAAAUGGCCAUAGAAGGAAAAUGUUCCCGUGGGCCAGGCAGGUACAACAGAAACGGCUAUGAUUUAAAUCGGAACUUUCCAGAUUAUUUUGAAGAAAACAAAGAAAAGGAGCAACCUGAAACAUUAGCUGUUAAGAAAUGGUUGAGUGGAACUCCUUUUGUUUUAUCAGCUAAUCUUCAUGGAGGAGCUCUUGUAGCUAUAUAUCCUUACGACAAUCUCCCUUCUUCACAGAAAUACAAGAAUAAACAUAUAAGGCAUAUUAAGUCUCCGACUCCAGAAGACGACGUAUUUCAUCAUCUUGCGUUACUGUAUUCCUCUCAUCACCCCAUUAUUCACCAGGGAAAGCAAUGUCGGAUGGGAAUCCCAGACUUCGAAAAUGGAAUUACCAAUGGUGCCGAAUGGUACGCUGUGAAAGGUGCAGUUAAACUUUACAUAGUUAAAGCUUAUUAUGUUUUAACAGCUCCCUUGAAUCUUACGAUGCAUUAAUUUAGCUCCCCCUGGUAACUCAAAACCGUAGACCUGAAAUUUAUGUCUUAAAACUCACACCUAGGAGUUGAUGAGUG
Messenger RNA from Limulus polyphemus (Atlantic horseshoe crab), 1490 nucleotides. RefSeq names its product carboxypeptidase M-like. The record is from RefSeq and is a predicted model, not a curated record. Gene Ontology annotation, biological process: proteolysis. The transcript has 6 exons. NCBI's taxonomy places the organism in Eukaryota, Metazoa, Arthropoda, Merostomata, Xiphosura, Limulidae. Gene Ontology annotation, cellular component: cell surface. Bases 502 to 1413 code for a protein of 303 amino acids. Gene Ontology annotation, molecular function: metallocarboxypeptidase activity; zinc ion binding.